Molecule: messenger RNA, 900 nt
Organism: Penicillium lagena
Lineage: Eukaryota; Fungi; Ascomycota; Eurotiomycetes; Eurotiales; Aspergillaceae
Exons: 2
Coding region: 1-900 (299 amino acids)
Source: RefSeq, a predicted model, not a curated record
AUGGCCGAAUCCAAGGGCGCUGGUGGCGCCAGGCCGAUCUAUCCUGCUGGAACGAUCGCCAAAGUGUCGACCGAUAUCCUGAACGAAACCUUCCACAAUAUCAUCCAUGACCUGGUUUCUAAAGUCCACCGCGAGGAGAAGAUUGCACGAAUGCGCUCCGCUGUGACCGUUGCGCGUCAGAAGGCGGAGGCGACGGUUGAUGUGUCGGACGAGAAUGGAGUAGACCCGAAGAAGGAAGAAGUUGUUGAGCAGAAGAACGUGGCGGACCUACAGUUGGAGACGGAGGGAGCCAUAUUCGAUAGGGGCAAGGUUUUUCUGAAGGGCAAUCCGCUGCACACCACGAAACAGAUCAUCUGUCCGGAGUGUCGCCUACCACGCCUGCUAUACCCGCCCACCGGGUCCAAUGCAGUCCCGCCACCAGAUCCGCACGCCGAAUACUGUCAGAAUCAGCCAUUGGUCACGGUGCCAGGUCACGACGUGCACGGGAAACUGUUCUCAGUGAUGCCGAACCCGAAAAAGAAGAAAGAAGAUGAUACGAUCCCCACCGUUCCAACCAAUAAGUGUCCUAUUUGCCCGCGCUAUUUUGUGAUCAGCCGUCUGGCGCAGCACAUGGACCGGUGCAUGAAUAUCUCCGGACGGGGCAGCGCGCGCAACCAGACCCCAACCGACAGCAGUGCGGGCGCGGGCAGCGGCGCCAGCAGCCCAACCUCCUCGGCAUCAAAACGCGCGCAUGCGGAUGACGAGGAUGGGAGUCCCAGCCCGACCAAGAAGAAAAAGCUGAACGCGCCCAAGAAGAACGCGACCACCAAACCGGGUCCCAGCAAGCUCAAGAACUCGUUCACGGUCGAAGACAAUGACGAUGAUCUCAACAGCGAGAAUGCAGACACCGUCGACAUCUGA